AGUUAACUCUUCUACAAGAUUACUCAUAUUAAUAAUCCACUUAUGGAAGGUAUCGAUGAAGUGCUGGCCAUUUCGAGCUUAGUGAGGUCUUUGACACAGGAAUUGUCCGACUCUACUGAGAAUAUCCAGAAAUUAGAGUCAAUAACCAAAGGACUCGUAACACCACAAGAGUAUGAACAAUUGAGUCAGAGUCAAUCCACCACUCAUGAAUCUGAGAAUCAACAAAUAACUUUAGAAGAAGAGGAAGAUUAUAUAAUUCUGAAACUAGAAACGGAUCGAAUCAAUUUGGUAUUGGAACUACAGAAACAAGAGUACUUUGAAGAUAAAUUAAAGGAAGUCGUUAUACAGAAUGAAGAUCUCGUUGCUAAUGUUAAGGAAUACCUUGAAUCUCGAGAUGCUAUUCAUCAAGAAGAUGUACAGUAUGUAAAUCAACGAUUUGAUCAUUAUUCUGAACAAAUGCUUCAGCCUACUAUUGAUCUGUUAGAUUCACGAUUGUUUGAUUUACAUCGAGGUGUUCAUAAGAUAAGAGAAAUACUAACUACAUUGAUAAGUCAUAAUAGUGAAAACGAUACAAUAUUACAUUCACCGGAGUAUCAACAUAAACUUGAUCUAUUGGUUGAAUCCAUAAAUAAAAUAUACGAUGAUAUAUAAUGACGUUACGGUAUAUAUAUAUAUAUAUAUAAUUCUAACCUAUUAAGGGAUCAAUACUAUCAGUAGAAGAUAUAGACAGUCCAGACCGUUUAGUAUCUAUCG
Molecule: messenger RNA, 753 nt
Organism: Scheffersomyces amazonensis
Lineage: Eukaryota; Fungi; Ascomycota; Pichiomycetes; Serinales; Debaryomycetaceae
Exons: 1
Coding region: 43-651 (202 amino acids)
Source: RefSeq, a predicted model, not a curated record